AUGCAGACGCAUACCACGCAUAAUACCUCACAUGUUACGAUUGCUAUACAAUACAACACCAACAACACGAACCCAACCCCCCAGCCCCCCAACACCCCCCAUAAACCCACCCAUCAGCCAGGAACAUUGCUGUGCACAACCAUCAUCCUGCGCCAUAUCCAAACCAUAUGCCUCGCAUCCCGCCCCCGCCAAGCCCCCGCCAAGCCCAUCAUACUAAUCACGCCCCCGAUCCCCCAACACCCAUUCACACCCAACCCAAUAUGCCUAUCCCUCAUCCCCCAUCCAUCCAUCCCCCAAACCCAUCCUUUCACACCCAUCCCUCCAAGCCCAAAAUGGCGUGACAUCUCACCACCCCCCACCUCCGCCCAGCAUCCCAGCGCAAAGCCAAGACCGCCAUGGCCGCCAUGGCUGCCAAACAGCUUUAUGCGCGGGCGCGAUGGGGGGAACGGGGGUGUUGUUUCAGGAGAGGGGUGGGGCGGAGGAUGGUUUGAGGUUUGUGGAGAGGUGGGGGGUUUGGGUGGGUAUUGUGGAAUUGGGGAGAGUGAUGGGCGUGGGUGUGUCGGGUUUUCAAAUGAGCGAUGGGGAGGAAUUAUGGUAGGUAGGCGAAACAACACUUCGGCUUAUAAACCCCAUCUGUCAAGGUUCAGCAGUGAUGAUGUUCAGAUCUAG
This is a messenger RNA of Plenodomus lingam JN3, 669 nucleotides long. RefSeq lists its product as uncharacterized. The record is from RefSeq and is a predicted model, not a curated record. NCBI's taxonomy places the organism in Eukaryota, Fungi, Ascomycota, Dothideomycetes, Pleosporales, Leptosphaeriaceae.